Molecule: messenger RNA, 2007 nt
Organism: Closterium sp. Yama58-4
Lineage: Eukaryota; Viridiplantae; Streptophyta; Zygnematophyceae; Desmidiales; Closteriaceae
Source: the annotation of a GenBank genome assembly
AUGUUCCAGCUUCCGCGCCGCAAGGUGAUUGGACUUGCAAUUUAUUUGUGUGCCCUUUCGCUGACACCAGAUCUUUUUGCUGACGGCACUGCGUCAACUCUUCCGCUGCGCACCCAUCCAGCCUCCCGCCCUCUGUUCCGCACUCCUCUGACCCCUGCAGGACGUCGCCGACCCUGCGCUCCUCCCCGCCCCGCGCAGAGCCGCACCUCCGCCUUCACUGGGAUUGCCGUUCGCGACCUCCCCCUUCCCUCCAGCGGUGCACACAUGCACCAGCUUUUGAAGCCAUUGGAGCACUUUGAUCGUGAGAAGCCAUACGGAAAGGUGGUACGGCCAUCCGUCGGUCAAAGUUGGUCGUCAGCCAUGGGAGCGGGCUCGAGUCAACCGGCGCAUCAGCAGCAUCGUCGGUCGCAGCCAGCCAGGCCGCCGCAGUACUACCCGCAAGUCCCUUACUCCGUCCCCGCAGGCGCAGUUCCGCAAGCCCCCUAUGGCCAUGCGCCGUACCCCUAUGGCUACGCGUACCCGCCGGCCGGCGGCGGAGUGCCUCCUUCCCCGUGGCAGCACAAUCCGCACUAUCCGCAUCCCGCGUCUCAACCGCCCGCCGCGCCGUGGUACGGCGGAUAUCCCGGGCACGCGCCGCCGCCGUACCAGGUCCCCGUUCCGCCGAUGAUGCCGAUGCCGCCUCCGCCUGUGGUAGCGGAGCCGCAGCAAGCGGUGACGAUAAGGAACGAGGUGAACGUGAAGCGCAGCUCGCUGCGAUUGCUGCGCGACCCCGCAGAUCCGAGCAAGCACCUCGUCGCCUUCACCUUCGACGCCACCACCAGCGGCAGUGUGAGCGUGUUCUUCGCGGCGCAGGAGGGCGAGGGGUGCAGCCUCAGGGGUGUGUAUCCGCACGUGCACACGCCAACGGUCGUGCGCUUCGCCAAGGGACUCGGUCAGAAGUUCGUGCAGCCGUCAGGCACGGGCGUCGACCUCUCGUUCAUCCCAGAAGAGCAUCUCGUUAGGGUUUCAGGCACCAACCCCGUGUAUCCGCUCGUUAUUCGCACCCGCGUCGAGCCCAGAAGCCCGAAAUCCGCGACGGUAGCAUCGCCGAUUAGUAGCGCUAGCAGCGGCGUCAGUAGCGCUCAGUCCGGCGAGCCCGCGAGCGCGUCGUCGUCAGAGCCGCGCUCCGUCGGCAGCAGCCAUGGCGUAGAAUCGCGCGACUCGGAUCCAGGCGCUCCGCUGCCCCCGUCGGUGCAGUCUCAGAUGACAUACGCGGUGUUCGAGAAGGCCGCUGUAGCGCGUACGGAGAAAGAGGGAGAAGGGGAGGCGGCGGAGGGCGAUAAGGGGAAGGGCGUAGGGGAGCUGCCCGGGCUGUUCGUGGUGCGGCCAGUGAAGCAGAAGAUCUGGGUGGACGGCACCAGCUACGAGGUGCAGGAGAUCUACGGCAUCGAGCAGUGCGGGCGGGCCAACACGGGCAAGGGCAAGAAAGGCGAGGAGGGAGAGGAGGAGGAGGACGAGGUGGCGGGCAAGGAGUGCGUGAUCUGCAUGUCAGCUCCCAGAGACACCACCGUGCUGCCAUGCCGCCACAUGUGCAUGUGCGCGGACUGUGCCAAGGUGCUGCGGUACCAGACCAACAAGUGCCCCAUCUGCCGCCAGCCCGUGCAAUCAUUGCUCGAGAUCCGAGUGCCGCCCAGACUGCCCUCGCUAGACGGACCUGAGCCGACUUCCCCUGAGGCGCAGGGAGAAGCAGCGGCAGGGAGGCAGGGGCACACAGAGGCGUGUGCAGGGCCUCCUACACUUGCAGGGUCUGAUGGUUGCGCUGGUCCCGCGUCUGCAGUGGCUCAUGAUGCGGGCAGUGGUGCUGCUGAGGCGGGAGGUUUUCGGGGCCAUGGUCGGGCGAACAGAGGUGUAGAGCCGGAGGCUGAAAGGGGCAGUGGGGUUGGAGAAGGGCGUGGUGGUAGUGCUGACGUUGCGGGGUUGACUGAUCAAGUAGGCUCGUUGCUGUUGGACACAGGUAGAGGCAGAUAA